Coregonus sp. 'balchen' is the source of this 5589-nucleotide messenger RNA. Lineage: Eukaryota; Metazoa; Chordata; Actinopteri; Salmoniformes; Salmonidae. The record is from the annotation of a GenBank genome assembly.
AUGGCCAUAUACUGUGAGCUAGAGGAGGGAGAGAAGAGCAGCUCCAGGGGUAUAGUGGAGGUAUGCCCUGAGACCCACAGGUAGGCAACAGGAAAAAUAAUCUGUGGCAGAAUUUAUCUUGAUACCAGUAUAUUGUUGAUAACAGAACUCCCAUUUGAUAUGGGUAAUUUGCCACCAACAGAAAAGCCUAAAAGCCUAGGUAUUUUAGGAUAAAUCGCUUCCUUGAGAAGCUACAGGAGGGAGUGACAGCAUUGCUUCUAGCCAGUGUGGUGUUCUACUGCCUUCGCAAAGCCACACUGCCUUACAUCUCAGAUUUCCUCAGCCUGCAGCCACAAGCCCAAGACAGGACCUUCGGCAGGUUCUGGGUCAGUAAGGACUGGGAACAUGGGAAUGUUUGGAUUUGGGUUCAGUUUUCAAUUCAGUGACUUCCGGAAGUGAAAUUAAAUUAAAUGAAUUCAUUGAUAAUUGCCUGUUGUUUUAUAUGAGGAUUUUCUAGUCAUGAUUUUAAUUUCAAUUCACUUUCUGAAUUGAAAACUGGAUUGACCCCAACCCUGGAUAUUACUGUAAGUCGCUCUGGAUAAGAGCGUCUGCUAAAUGACUAAAAUGUAAAACGUACUGUCUAUCAAAUCGGUUAGCAACUAACACUCGCAUCACGAGACUCCCUGUUUGUCUUUUCACCCAGGAGUGGAUUAUCAAUGAGGAGAAGUUACCUGUGUUGGCAUUAAACUGCCCUCAGGGUUCCAGCUCAUUGGACAAGUGGUUGGUUGCUUUUUUCCUCAACCAUACAGACUACUGUGGAGUUAACAGGAUAUGGUGUCAUGUUAUGGCAUGAGAUAUGUAACUGUCUACUGGAGAGCAUGUGAAUAGAUUGACAAUCAUUUAAGCAUCACAAUAUAGUGGAAGGAAGGUGGUAUGACUAGAUGGUUAGCUCUAUUGGAAAGAGUGAUAUGAUGAUGAUGUAUGUUGACGAGAUUUAUUUCUCUUCUGGAUAUCACAGGGGCUGUCAGACUACACCAAGUGGCUUGCCCACUAUUCUGCCCAGCAACAGGAAUGCCCUGCCAAACCUAUAACAUGCCGCUCAUACGCAAGGUAGAUUGCACCACUACAAAGACUUUCUGAAAAAUAGUAUUGAUGGGUUGUUCUCUCACCUUUUGGACUCCUUCAGUGAAUAUGUCCUUUCAGGGAAUGUGAUCUAACAUCAUGUUUCACUUCCUCAUAGAGUUGGACUGAUGGGGAAUCCUUCUGAUGGCUUCAAUGGGAAAACCAUUGCCAUGACCAUCUCCAACUUCUGGGCUGAGGUCACACUGAUGGAGAGCCAGACCCUGGUAACAGUCAGACUUGACUCCAGUUAAUACAGUGCAUUCGGAAAGUAUUCAGACCCCUUCCCUUUUCUACAUUUCGUUACAUUACAGCCUAAUUCUAAAGUGGAUAAAAAAAGAAAUCCUCAUAAAUCUACACACAAUACCCCAUAAUGACAAAGCGAAAACAGGUUUUUAGACAUUUCUGCUAAUUUAUUAAAAAUAUAAAACAGAAAUACCUAGUUUACGUAAGUAUUCAGACCCUUUGCAAUGAAACUCGAAAUUGAGCUCAGGUGCGUCCUGUUUCCAUUGAUCAACCUUGAGAUGUUUAUACAACUUGAUUGGAGUCCACCUGUGGUAAAUUCAAUUGAUUGGACAUGAUUUGGAAAGGCACACACCUGUCUAUAUAAGGUCCCACAGUUGACAGUCAGAGCAAAAACCAAGCCAUGAGGUCGAAGGAAUUGUCUGUAGAGCUCUGAGACAGGAUUGUGUCGAGGCACAGAUCUGGGGAAGGGUACCAAACAUUUCUGCAGCAUUGAAGGUCCCCAAGAACACAGUGGCCUCCAUCAUUCUUAAAUGGAAUACGUUUGGAACCACCAAGACUCUUCCUAGAGCUGGCCGCCCGGCCAAACUGAGCAAUCGGGGGAGAAGGGCCUUGGUCAGGGAGGUGACCAAGAACACGAUGGUCACUCUGACAGAGCUCCAGAGUUCCUCUGUGGAGAUGGGAGAAUCUUCCAGAAGGACAACCAUCUCUGCAGCACUCCACCAAUCAGGCCUUUAUGGUAGAGUGGCCAGACGGAAGCCACUCCUCAGUAAAAGGCACAUGAAAACCCGCUUGGAGUUUGCCAAAAGGCACCUAAAGGACUCUCAGACCAUGAGAAACAAGAUUCUCUGGUCUGAUGAAACCAAAAUUCAACUCUUUGGCCAAGCGUCACGUCUGGAGGAAACCUGGCACCAUCCCUAUGGUGUAGCAUGGUGGUGGCAGCAUCAUGCUGUGGGGAUGUUUUUCAGCGGCAGGGACUGGGAGACUAGUCAAAUUCAGGGGAAAGAUGAACGGAGCAAAGUACAGACAGAUCCUUGAUGAAAACCUGUUCCAGAGCGCUCAGGACAGCAGACUGGGGUGAAGGUUCACCUUCCAGCAGGACAACGACCCUAAGCACACAGCCAAGACAACGCGGCUUUGGGACAAGUCUCUGAAUGUCCUUGAGUGGACCAGCCGGAGCCCGGACAUGAACCCGAUUGAACAUCUCUGGAGAGAUGCUUUUAGCGUCAUACCCAAGAAGACUCCAGGCUGUAAUCGCCGCCAAAGGUGCUUCAACAAAUUACUGAGUAAAGGGUCUGAAUACUUAUGUAAAUGUGAUAUUUAAUUUUUUAUGAAUUUGCCAAAAAUUCUAAAAACCUGUUUUUGUUUUGUCAUUAUGGGGUAUUGUGUGUAGAUUGAUGAGGGUAAAAAACAAUUGAAUCAAUUUUAGAGUAAGGCUGUAACGUAACAAAAUGUGGAAAAAGUCAAGGGGUCUGAAUACUUUCCAUAUGCACUGUACACGGCAGGAGAAUACAAAAUGCGUAGUGUCAUCUCUGAUCAAAUUUUAAGGUAUUCAACCAUAAAGAUAGUAUGAUUGAUAUGUUUGCUCUGUUUUCUUCAGGUUCUUCUGCCUCAUCCACUCAAUGACCCGACUGAAUUUGGAAGCUUGCAGGAUCUGUACUGUAUCAGCCAUAAGGAGGGGUCAGUGUAAAAUCCCUAAUGCAAGACAUAUAUGCAUGAUGUUUACAUGAUGAAUUCCCAAACCAUAUGUGUUAUUUCAUAGUUUUGAUGUCUUCACUAUUAUUCUACAAUGUAGAAAAUAGUAAAACAUUUAGAAAAACCCUUGAAUGAGUAGGUGUGUCCAAACUUUUGACUGGUAAUGUAUGGUUCAUGAGAAUAUUUUUUUAGCAUUAGCAUAUGUGCUAACACGCCUCAAUAGGUACAGUGCGGCCAUAUUUGAAUGCAACCAUUUUUUCUCUCAAAACCAUUAAAGACUGAUAUAAUGAGAUAUCAAUUCCAAAUUCAGUGUGGUUAAUCUUAGGGACAUCCAUGAUAGCGAUGACAAGUUUCAAGUUGAUAGGCCACUGUGGACGCAUAAAAUCUGAUUUUUGAUUUGUCAAUAACUUAGCCAUCUUUUGACCAAUCCCUUAGCUUUUCUCAAACUAGUUAAGACGUACUAUGGGCCUACAUUCCAUAUUUGGUGUCAUUUGGUCCUAUGGUUUAUGAGAAGAAGAUUUUUUAAGUAUUUCUUGCAUUUUGUAGCAUAUUAGCGUGUGUGCUAAUAUGCAUAUACUGUUGCCAUAUAGUGUUGCCAUCUUUGAAUGCAUCAACGUCAUUUCUCAAGCUCUUUAUGGACUAUUGUGAGUCCAAAGCUCGAAUUUGGAGUAAAUCUGACUUUUAGUCCAUGAGAAUAUUUUUUUAUUAUGAUUUUAAGCAUUAGCGUUAUAAAGUCAAGAAAGUGUUGUUUCCUUAUUUUUUAGGAUAUCAAUGCAAACUUAACAUGGUUCAUCAUGGUAAUGGCUUUGAUGACCCUAAAAUGUUUCUUGUUGAUAGGCCAUUGUGGAGUGGAUUUAUGAAGGAUUUAAAUGGACAGGUAAAAAAUGAUUUCCUGAUUUAUCAAUAACUCCAUCUCUUAACCAAUCCCGUAUAUAUUUUCUCAGUUAAGUUAAGAGAUGUACCAUUGGCCUACAUACCAAAUAUCUUCAGACAUUUCCAAGAUGGAGGAAAAUCUAUCCUGCUGGACCUAAUAGGUCCUUGAGGCAAAUUUGUUCAACAUGAGGAAAGACACCUACAUACAACGUUUCAAGUCUCUAGGUCAAACAGGGCGAUGGAUAUGAGGGUUUAAGUGAGACUGCUUACAAUAGUGCCACCUAUAGGCCAAUCGUUGCAAUUCUUUUUGAUCAAGUUACUCAUGGCCUCUGGUAGUUCUGUCUGCCAAAUUAGAAAGAAAAGUGACCAAUCUAUGCUUGAUAACUGUGAACACCUGCAGGGGUGUCAAACUCAUUCCAUGGAGGGCCAAGUGUCUGCAGGUUUUUGUUUUUUUCCUUUCAAUUAAGACCUAGACAACCAGGUGACCUUAAUUCAGCAGUCAAAUACAAGGGUGGAGCGAACACCCGCAGACACUCGGCCCUACGUGGAAUGAGUUUGACACGUGUGGCCUAAUGAUUAAUGAUAAUGAUUUUUGAAAGGUAAUUCAUUUCUUUAGGGGUAUGAGAGUUUGUGCAUGUGUGUUUUUAAAGGUACCUGUGGAUAUCUUUGUGCAUCCUCUUGCAAAUAACUAGAGCUGAACAUUUAUGUAUACAUUAUGUAACUCUGAGUUUACAAUUAACCUUUUACAUGUUCAUGUUUGUGUGUUGACUGUACACAGGGGAUUACACUCCUAUGGCCAUGAGCAGUCUUCCACCAUUCUGGUUAGUUUAUCUGAGUGAUCCCAGUUACUCUGGUCGGAUUCACAGCAACGUCAGACAGCGCUGGCUCAACGGUAAGACACACACACGGUAAGCUCGGUUGGCAGGCAGCAAUGUUCACCAAGGUCGAGGUCAAUUCCAUUUCGACUUUGUUUACUUCCUGCAUUGAUGGAAUUAUCACUUCAUCAAUUUUAAACUGUAGGCUAGAGGAAUCAGAUGAUAAUGAACAGGAAUACCUUUGUUCUCUAUCCGUAUUAAGUCUCUCUGUCCACCUUUUUUUUCAGGAGAAGCUGAAGUGGUUGAGGCCAUGAAGUAUUUUGCUGAGUUCACAGAUCAAGCCAGGUUUGUGUGAGAUGUUUGGAGGCACACAGGUUCAGUGGCAGUAGUGCCCCUGGUGCGAUAGCAAUGGCACAACAUCAGUGGAUGGUAGUUAUGGGAUUUGAACCAGCAGCCCUCCAGUGCUGGUCUGCCCCUCUAACCUCUGUCUACAUACUACCCCACAGAGUUCUUGCCUGUCUCUUUGAUAUGGCUUAAAUAUCUAAUCUAGGAUCUUCAGCACAACAAAUUCUUAACAUUAAUAUAUAUAUAUAUAUAUAUAUAUAUAUAUAUAUUUGCAGGACGUAACAUAUCAUACGAAAUGGAUGAUGUAGUACACAAAAAACAGGGACCACUUUUGGCUUGUAAGCACCACUCAAAACUACUGGCUGAAAUUAUACACUCUCAAACUUUUGUAUCUUUAAGUGAGCAUUACCUGGGAAUGAAAAGGUUGGGUUCUCUUGUCCUCCACAGGGUUGCGCUGCAGGGAAUGGACUGGAGCAGGCUGGCCCAGUUGAUGGAUGAGAACUUUGAGCUGCGACGGUAA